AUGCAGAAUGAUCCAUUAGUUCAGGUGCAAGUUGAUGAGAGUGAAGAUACCGAAUGGAACGAUAUUUUGAGACAGAAGGGUGUGAUUCCUGAGAAGCCACCAUCACCAACUGCCCAACUGGAGGAGGCACUCGAAGAAGCGUUGAAUAAACAGCAUGAAAACAGAUUAGAUGAUAAGGAUUUAUCAGAUUUGGAAGAGCUAGAAGAUGAAGAAGAUGAGGAGUUCUUAAACAUGUACAAACAGAAAAGAUUGAAAGACAUUGCCAAAUUACAGGAGAAAUCAAAAUUUGGUGACGUAUUUGAGAUUAACAAACCGGAAUAUCACUCAGAAAUUACAGAGGCAAGUAUGGGUGGUGCAAAAAGUGGUCACGAAAAUGUGGAAGACGCCGAGGGUGUAUAUGUAUUUGUGCAUCUGUCGCUACAGAGCAAACUGCAAAGUCGAAUAGUGAAUCAUCUUUUCAAAUCUUUAGCUGCAAAAUACCGUGAGAUUAAGUUUGUAGAGAUCAAUGCUCACAGGGCCAUUGAAAAUUAUCCAGAAUCUAAUUGCCCGACAAUUCUAGUCUAUUAUAAAGGUGAUGUGCUUAAAAACCUGAUAACCUUAUUAGAAUUAGGUGGUAAUGAUACGAACUUAAACGAUUUUGAGCAGUUCAUGGUUCGGGUUGGUGCUCUUAAUGAAAAGGACAGUAGACUAAUUAUGAAUCAAGAUGACGAAGAGACUCGGGAAGCUAGAAAAUUAAAUUUUGCUGGUAAAAGCAUUAGAUCUGGUAUCCAGGGAAAAUUCAAUUUGGGUACAGGAGCCGCUUCUGAUGAUGAAGAUGAAGAUGACUUCUUUGAUUAA
This is a messenger RNA of Zygosaccharomyces rouxii, 837 nucleotides long. It is a transcript of the gene PLP2, whose product is annotated as Plp2p. Gene Ontology annotation, cellular component: cytoplasm. The transcript has a single exon. The coding region runs from base 1 to 837 and encodes 278 amino acids. The record is from RefSeq and is a predicted model, not a curated record. NCBI's taxonomy places the organism in Eukaryota, Fungi, Ascomycota, Saccharomycetes, Saccharomycetales, Saccharomycetaceae. Gene Ontology annotation, biological process: protein folding.